UUACAAACCGCUGGGCAUGCGAAAGAUCAACAGAACGUUAACAGCAGUGCGUCUUUGGACGCUGAAUCGUCAGUUGAAGCCGUGCCCAGCGGUCCUAAUGCUCCAGCUCAAGGCCAAGUUGCUGCUGAUCAAGUGGCACGUUAUCGAGCGGGACACGAUUGCGAAGGCUCGAGGUGUGUUUGCCAGCGUUACGAAAACGGAGAACUUGCGGUCGUCGCUAUGGGACGAAUGAAUCGUAAUCCAAAUAAUAAUAACAACAAUAACAAUCAAGAACAACGAGAUGAUUAUCAAAAUUUACGUAUUUAUCAGUAUCCAAAUAAUCGCGUAUAUCAAAACAGACCAGCUAAUUUGAAUCCGCAUUAUCAAAAUCCAAUCGACUUGGUAAGAAUACACGAACGUAAUCACGGAUCUCAGGAAAAUAUUUAUGAACGAUUAGACAAUGAUGAGGACGAUGACAAUAAUAAUGAUAAUAAUGAAGCGGACCCUAAUGAAAGAGAGGCAGUUGUUGUGAGAAAUGAACCAAAUGAUCAGAAUGAACGUGAUCAUAUGUACGAACGCAUCGAUAAUCGUCCCUGGUAUCGCGGGGGUGGUUGCGGGAACAACCAUCACCAUCGUGCGCCAAAUAAUUUUCCGGCAUCGUCAGUGUUUUGGAAUGCGAUUGAGAGAAACGCUAAUCGUUAUGACCCACGUGAUAUUUAUUCUUCUAACAACGCAUACUUAAACCGUCUAAGUUUGUCGCGCAACUGUUUCUCGACAGACAACGUAGCGAUGGCGGCCAACGGCGGCCGUUAUGUUUAUCAUCUGGGUCACAACUGUAUGUGUCAAUUUUGCACGAGACUGCCAUUUAUACGCUAUCACAUGUGUCAGCAGUGCAGCAGUAGUUUUCACGACAGACUGAGAUGUUACGACGAAUCGGGAAAUCCUGCGGGAGCUUCUGGCACCUCGAGAAACUACAUCUAUCAAGUAUCAAGAAGCUGUCGCUGUGCUUACUGUCGCGGUGGGGAUUAUUCGUACUCAAGAUUUCCCAUCAGUGCAGCUAGUCGUCUCGUUGAUUCACUGAGACGUGAUUGUCAUCAUUGUGGCAGAAAUCCUGCGCAGUGUAAUUGCCGAAAUAGAUUAUUAACAACAGCAGCAGCUACUUCGAAUUCGGCUAUUUAUAUUGGUAGGAUUGAUAGAAUUGGAUUUGUAAAGACAGUUAAUAACCCGUUGUAUGCCAAUCCAAUGAUUUAUGUCGGGAGGAUUGAUAGAUCAUUAGCUAACCAAGAUACAGGUAAUGAAGAUCCGUCGACUUCGGCUUCUGCUGCUACUGCUGCUGCUGGGGGUGCAGCGGCAAGUGGAAGUGGAAGUGGAGCUGAAGGUAAUGAUAGAAAUUUAAAUCAACCUGGACCAUCAAAUCAAGCUAAUGACAAUGGAGAUAAUGCUGCUAAUAGGCAACAUACAUGUGAUGAUUCUUGUAUUCGUAAUAAUUCAAACAAUGCUUCGGGUAUUUGUCAAUUUAUUAACAGAAAUGAAAGAUCCAAUACCGAGUGCAAUAGCAGCAGAGUUUCUUAUCAUUGGUGGUUUGUCAACAGGUGGUUACCACCUUGGGGAUCGCAAAAUGAUAGAAACUCAGAUACUGGUUCUACUUCCAAUGGUAAUUCUGGUACUAGUACUGCAGGUACUAAUGCCGGUCCAAGUACCAGUGCCGGUGGCUCUGGAGGAACAAGUAGUGCUAGUGCUAGUGCUAGUACCAGUAGUGCCAGCGCUUCCCGAGUUGAGGAACCAAGAGAUCCUCGGGGUAGUGACAGUGAUGAACCUUAAAUUGAAAUCUAUUCAAUGCGGUCGGUCGUAAAAAAAGUUUAAUAUCGAACUGGGGAAGUAAAAUGAAAUUUCUUAAAGCAGCUACGGAUAAAUCAUUCCAGUUAUUUUUUUGUAUGAUAUUUUAAGCGGUUGAGGAUUAUGGAAAGGAAUGAAAAGGGCAAAAGGAACAAGAAGAAACAACUUUUUCUUCAAUCGGAUAAUCAUUAUUGAAAUCUACGAAAUCAAUUUUCGAAGACAGCUUUUGGAAAUAGAAGCUUUGUGUUAAGAUAAGAAUUAAGAAAUAAAAAAUAUUUUAAUAAUAACACAUUAUUCAUUAUUUUUUUAAAAAACAAAAUUUUAAAUAUUACUAUUUAAAAUUAUAAUUAUUUCUCGCUUGAUUACUUUAUCAGUGAUGUGAAUUAUUAAUUUAAUUUUAAAUAAAUAAUUAAAUAACGAAUUCAGCCGCAGGUUCGCUAAUUUUGUAAUUAAUUAGUCCAUAAUUAAUUAGCUAGUUAAUUAAUAGUGUUACACUUUAUUGUGAUUCGGAUAAGUUUUUAAAAAUGACACUACUGUAAAAAAUAUGCGGAGUGAACGCAAAUUAAAUCCGGAUUAGAAAUUAAAUCCAGACCACUCCGCUGAAAAAACAAACUCCAAGUUUACUCCGUAUGUGGAGUGAUUUUUUUAAAAUACUCUGUGACUCCGAGUAACUGGAUUUAAAUGAAAUAUGCAAUCACUCCCGAUUUUUUACAGUGCAUUGUCUAUCAAAAGCAAUUUAUUUUAAAUUUAAAUUAAUUAAAGACUGUCUAAAGUAUAAUUAGGAUAUCAACAGAUUAAUAUUCAGUUAAGAUAAUAAAUGAUAUCAAUAAUCAUUUAUAGUUAUAACAAAGUAGCAUUUGUACAUAUAGAUAAUAAAUUUACUUAUGAUGAUUAAUAUCAAUUGACAAUAUUAUUGGUAGUUAUGAUAAUAACUAUAAACCAAUUAAAUAAUUUUCAUUGGAUCCAUUAUGAUCAGUAUUAGAUUUAAAUUAAUUUACAAAAAUUAAAUGUCUUAAUUAAUUAAUUAAAUAAUUAUA
Microplitis demolitor is the source of this 2852-nucleotide messenger RNA. RefSeq names its product probable cyclin-dependent serine/threonine-protein kinase DDB_G0292550. NCBI's taxonomy places the organism in Eukaryota, Metazoa, Arthropoda, Insecta, Hymenoptera, Braconidae. The transcript has a single exon. The annotation marks the transcript as partial. The record is from RefSeq and is a predicted model, not a curated record.